Coniophora puteana RWD-64-598 SS2 is the source of this 1848-nucleotide messenger RNA. RefSeq names its product Metallo-dependent phosphatase. Bases 1 to 1848 code for a protein of 615 amino acids. The transcript is spliced from 13 exons. Gene Ontology annotation, molecular function: hydrolase activity. Gene Ontology annotation, biological process: nucleotide catabolic process. The record is from RefSeq and is a predicted model, not a curated record. Lineage: Eukaryota; Fungi; Basidiomycota; Agaricomycetes; Boletales; Coniophoraceae.
AUGCAAGGAGUAUUCGUCCGCGCCGUCGAUAGAGGCGGCCUGACGUGGGAGCAAUAUUCUCAGAGUAUCGAGGCUUGGCGCACAAAGGGAUCCGACACUGAUUCUCGACCAAAACCGGAGACGAAUCCCAGCCAAGCCUCUACAGGCGCUUCAAAUAACGUGUUGAAGAUCGCUCACUUCAAUGACGUGUACCAGGUUUCUAACCAAAAGCUCAAAGAGCAGAACGUCGACGUGAUGAAGUUCGCUACGAUGCUCUCUGAUGUCAGGAAAAAGUGGGCGGCGGAUGGCAUCAAGGAGGGGUUGACGAUCUUCUCUGGAGAUACGUUUUCACCGUCAUUCCAGAGCGCCGUCACCAGGGGAAGACAUAUGGCAUCCGUCAUGAAUGCACUGGACGUCGAAAUCAGCGUCGCAGGAAACCAUGAGUUUGACUUCGGGUAUCGUCGACUCUCUGAGCUUAUUGAAGCGACAAACUUUCCUUGGCUCCUCAGCAAUAUCAUCGAUACGAACACUGGCUCAGUUCCGGAACCUAUGAAGUCGUUCCACGUGUUGGAGAAGUCCGGAGUACGCAUAGGAUUCAUAGGUCUCGUGGAGAAGGCGUGGAUCGCAACUAUUACGGGCUGGCCAGACAACUUUGAAUGGAAGGACACGACCGAAGUUGGACUGGAGCUCUCCAAAGUGCUUCGUGACCCCGCGGGGCCUCACAAAUGUGACAUGGUCUUCGCCCUGACGCAUGCUCGUAUUCCAAAUGAUAUCAAAAUGGCUGAAGAACUCUUCGCGCUUUCUCCUAAAGCGCAGGCCGGUACUGAUAUCAUCUCACAGCAUGGAGUGGAUAUUUUGCUUGGAGGACACGAUCAUAUCUACUGGAUCUCAAAGGGUUUGCGAUCGUGGGAUGGCUACGACGUCAACGAAACGAACCUCGACGCACAGACCGACAAAGGCGACACGCUCAUCAUCAAAAGCGGGACGGACUUCCAAGACUUAAGCGAGGUGACGUUGACGCUCAAGGAUACCCCGCCUGGAAGCGUCAGGAGAAAGGUUAUUGAGUCGAUCAAGGGCGUGAGACACGUCACCACCGGCGACCUAGCCGUUGAUCCCCACAUGAAGAAUAUCAUCGAUGGAGAGCUCGCUGAGCUCAACGCAGCUAUGGCAGACCCUAUCCUGAUUAGUGAAGUGGAGCUCGAUGCACGCUCUCUGACUGUUCGCACUGGGGAGGCUCCUGUUGGAAACUGGAUCGCGGAUUGCCUCAGGCCCGCGUAUAACGACGUUCUCGAAAAGUCCGGGUAUCCACCAGUAGACGGUGUCAUUGUUUGUACGGGGGAUAUUCGAGGAGACGCCACAUACUCUAAAGGACCAAUCACCCUCGGCGACCUCAUGCAAAUGCUGCCCUUCACCGAUCCAACAGUCGUUGCCGAGAUGACCGGAGAUGCUCUAUGGACAGCGAUGGAAUCUGGACUCUCUAAAUGGCCCGUUCAGGAAGGUCGUUUUCCUGCAAUAUCCGGUUUCCGAGUGGAGUGGAAGUCAUCGAAUGAGUCCGGAAACCGCGUUCAGGGGAUCUGGCUUCAGGAAGAAUCUAAGGAAGUUGGUCCCGACGGAAAGCUCAAGCUCGUCGACAAGGAAGAGAUUCGGCGUACCUCCGAUCGCAAGUAUCUCAUAUCCGUGGGGGAGUACAUGGCACAGGGCGGAGACGGCUAUGAUGUCCUCAAGGAUCAGAAGCUCAUUAUCGAUGGUGAGAAUGGCCAAUCAAAAAGCACAUUGAUUAGGAAGUUCUUGCUCGGUAAGCGAAGAUCGGUUACAACAAACGCAGCGACUUACCACUGGCACAUACGUUUUCAGGGGCUCAUUUCGUGA